Molecule: messenger RNA, 2234 nt
Organism: Scaptodrosophila lebanonensis
Lineage: Eukaryota; Metazoa; Arthropoda; Insecta; Diptera; Drosophilidae
Exons: 1
Coding region: 169-1872 (567 amino acids)
Source: RefSeq, a predicted model, not a curated record
UUCGAAUUUUGCCAUCGUUGCAAAUAGAGAGGGAACGGAACAACAAAACGAUACGGCAUACGGAAUCAAAUCUAUAAUCACGUCCACUUCGACGCGAGCACCGGUGAUCGAAGAAGUGUGGAAGAGUGUGUGAAAAUCAAGUGAAAUAUAAUAUAUAAUUUGCGAGCCAUGGCACAGACCCUGGACGAUUUGCAGCUGCGACAGGAGCAUGCACGACAAUUGCGUCAGGCCUCGCGCUCCAAAUUUCGACGCAUCAACUCAUUGGAUCUCAUCCCCGAGGAUCCCAGUCAGGAUGAAUCGGAUGAGCCGCAUCAGCAUUUUGUCGCCCUGAGACGCCAACGUACCGCCGAUGGUAGUUUGUUGCAGCAUCGCCGCAGGGAGUCGAAUGCCAGCUCCACAUCCUCCACGGGCAGCUUGGGACGCACUCUGAGCUCCAGGGUGCAAAAGAUGUUGCUCUUCUGGCCACAACUGAUACUCAAUUUUAUGCUCACUGUGCUGCGGUAUUUGCUCUACAUACCCUUGUCGAUUGCUGCUCCAAGUUUUUGGCUCUCCGCUCUGCUCUGGAUCUUUUGGAAGGUGGUGCGUGUGCCAGUGGGCUUGGUCAAGUGGCUGUUAAGUGGUGACAAUGUGACCACUGCUCCUCAGCAUAAGCGCACUAUCCUUCUAAGCUGCGGCAGCACCAUACAGACCUUGCAUCUGGCCCGUAAUUUCUAUGCCUCGGGCGCACGUGUUGUGGUCUUUGAAUUCGAAGGACUCUUCGGACUGGCACGCUUUUCUACCGCCGUGGACAAGUUCUAUAUGGUGCCACGUCCGAGUAGCAGCAAUGUAGAGCAAUAUAUUGCCGCGCUCUGUCAUAUUGUGGGCAAGGAGAAGCCGGCCGUUUAUAUACCCGUCUGUGCCACCAGUCCGGCCUAUUACGAUGCUCUGGCGAAGCCGCAUCUUGAGUUGCUCGGCUGUUCCAGUUUCAUACCAAGUGUGCAGGAAACGGAGCAGCUGGACGAUUGCCUGCAGUUCUAUCAACGCUGCACUGCCCAUCAGAUUCCUUUGCCGCCGCAUUCCGUCGUCAGCUCGACGGAGCAACUGCAGCAGCUAUACGAUGGCGGCUUUAUUGGCAGCUACCGCAACAUCCUGAUCGCUGGCGGCAUGCAAGGCAUAUUGGAGCGGUACAAAUACAUCUUGCCCAAUCGCCGUUCAGAUCUCAAGUUUAAUCAGCACGAGAUUAGCGAACGACAGCAGUGGCUGGUGGUGCGAGAUCAGCCGGGUUAUCAUCACUAUGUCACCUGCACAACGGUGAAGGACUCACGUGUGGUGGCCAACGUUACCUGCCGCGUGGAGCAUCACACCAAGAAUCUGAUACCGGUACGACGUGGCACACGAACCGGCGGAGCAGCCUUGGCGGACGAUGAUGAGGCACAGAUCGAUAUCUGGCUGAGAGCGUUCUUUGCCAAGGUGCGUUUUCAACGCAGCAUUAACGGACACAUCAGUUUCCGGCUGGUCAAGUCCAUGGCCCACAAUGGCCAGUUCGUGCCGCUGGGUGUACGACUGGGCGUGGCCCUACCCUACAUUUGCUUCAAUCGUUCCCAUGCUCAGGUCCUUUGCCGAGCCAUGAAAUGCAUACACAAGCGCAGCCUGGAGGAUGACUCCACGCUGGCGGCUUUGGGUCAGAGCUGGAGUUGGUCCACAUUGGAGCGCACAACGACUACGGCGGCGUUGGACAAGCGGGAGGCACUCUUUGCCUACUUCGAUCCCCUGCCCUAUUGUGCUUACUAUCAUUUCCAGUUGCCUUUGGAUUCGGUUAAGCUUUUUUUGCAGCGACGAAAUCGCGCAACGACCAAAAGUUUAUCGCCCCGCAUCACUGUACCGGUUCAUUGAACGGACAACUGCACGGCGCCUGCGGCGAGGCAACAACAACAUCAACAACAAUUAUAACAACCACAAUUAAAUAAAAAAGAAGAACAACAAGAGCAACUACAGCGGCAGGCCGCAGAUUAGCGCGAUUAAGAUGAAGACGAAGAAGAAUAUCGGCACAAUCCAACCAAGAGCCAAGUCCAAAAGCGACGCGAGAGAGAUUACACAGACUGAUCAAUAAUAAUGGAAAAACAUUUUUAUAUACAUAUAUUGUUUACUUUUUUGUUUACUUAGGAGCUGCGCGCACGCACCAAAUGGGGUUCAACAUCAUCAUCUAUCAAAUAUAAUUGAUUAAGUUAGUAUAGGUUAAAUGCGUAUGAAUUUAA